AUGGAGGCAGCCUUCUUUCCGUUGCCUUGGUACUCUCCUGACCUAACAAGUAAAAAACACCAUGAGCAUCUACCAAAGCUUUUCGUCAAUCCCUCUGCCAUGGCCUCCACUGUAUCAUACUCCGCCGGCCUCGUCGCCGCCUGCGCGUCUCGGUCUCCGCAGCGGCAUGGCGUUAGGAGGAGUGUCCGAAUCAGAGCUACAGAUGGAGCGAGCAUGGAUGGCUGGGCAGCGCGGCUUGAGGCCCCGGUUGCGGUUGUCACUGGAGCGUCCAGAGGGAUUGGCAGAGCCAUAGCUGUGGCUCUUGGCAAAGCAGGGUGCAAGGUGGUUGUGAACUAUGCCAAGUCAGGCAUGGAAGCUGAAGAAGUGUGCAGAGAGAUUGAGGAGUCCGGUGGCACGGCGAUCAGCUUCUCCGCCGACGUCUCCUGCGAAGCCGAGGUCGAAUCCAUGAUGAGAGCUGCAAUUGAUGCUUGGGGAACUCUGGAUGUCCUGGUAAACAAUGCAGGGAUUACACGAGAUGCGCUGCUGAUGCGGAUGAAGCGGACGCAGUGGCAAGAGGUGGUCGACGUCAACCUCACGGGUGUCUACCUCUGCGCCCAGGCCGCCGCAACGUUGAUGAUGAAGAGGAAGAGGAAGAAGGGAAGGAUAAUCAACAUCGCAUCGGUUUCCGGGAUCAUCGGCAACGUCGGGCAGGCCAACUACUGCGCUGCCAAGGCUGGGGUGAUCGGGCUGACCAAGGCCAUGGCCAGGGAGUAUGGGAGCAGAAACAUCAAUGUGAACGCUGUUGCUCCGGGCUGGGUUUCGUCUGACAUGACCGCGAAACUCGGAGAAGACAUGGAACGAAAGGCGAUCGAGACCAUACCGUUAGGACGGUUUGGCAAGCCAGAAGAGAUCGCCGGCCUGGUGGAGUUCCUGGCCGUUCAUCCUGCUGCGAGUUACAUCACCGGACAGGUGCUCCCUGUUGAUGGUGGCUUGUCGAUUUGA
This is a messenger RNA of Phragmites australis (common reed), 981 nucleotides long. Its product is annotated as 3-oxoacyl-[acyl-carrier-protein] reductase 4-like. The transcript has 11 exons. Bases 1 to 981 code for a protein of 326 amino acids. The record is from RefSeq and is a predicted model, not a curated record. Lineage: Eukaryota; Viridiplantae; Streptophyta; Magnoliopsida; Poales; Poaceae. Gene Ontology annotation, molecular function: 3-oxoacyl-[acyl-carrier-protein] reductase (NADPH) activity; NAD binding. Gene Ontology annotation, biological process: fatty acid biosynthetic process.